AGGCGACUCAACAGCACCACAUGUUUGGGCAGGGCCACAUAGCCGGCAGUGUUUUGGCUGAUCAGCAGGAGGAGAAACAGGAAGUGCAGAGAAACACAGAGCAGGCCAGCUCAUAAGCUCACGGUACACACGCGAGAGAUCAAUUUCUCACUUGAAGGUGCAGACUAUGGAGGGAGCUACAACACAAGAUGAAAUUCACCAGGAGGAGAAAGAAAGAUCGGGAAGCACUGAAGUAGGGUGGACAGAUCCAAAGGAAAGAGAGUUGAGACUGGUGCUGCUGGGCUCAGCGGGUGCUGGGAAAAGCACUGCGGUCGAUGCCAUCCUGGGCGGCCCGACAUCUGAGUCCGACUGUACAGGCCCUGAGACACCAGUCACUGCCUGUCAGAAGAGACGCGUGACGCUGGCAGGACGACAGGUGGCUGUCGUGGACACACCUGACUGCCUGUGCAUCGAGCGCCCCGCUGAGGACGUCCGCCGCCAGUUCUCACUCUGCGCCACUUUAUCGGCCCCGGGGCCCCACGCUUUCCUGCUCUGUGUCCCCGUUCAUCGGCCCAGCAACCUGGAGCUCCAGAUUUUGGAGACCAUCGAGAAGGUGUUUGGUCCUGAAGCGGUUAGUAAACACGCAAUGGUGCUCUUCACUCGCAUGGACCGCCUGCCCGAGGAUGUUUCUCUGGAUGAGUAUCUCAGCACAGAACGGGCCGACUUACUAGAGCUCGUACAGAAGUGUGGGGAUCGACACCACCCGCUGCGGCCGGGAGCGAAUGCAGAGGAGAAGGACAACGUGAAGGAGCUGCUAAUAAAGGUAGAGCAGAUGGUGAAAGAAACCGGGACUCAAUUCUACACCUGCCCUCUCUUGAAGGAGGCAGAGAGGAGAGUGAAAGAGAAGGAGGAGGAGAUCUUGAGAAACAGAAAAGAAAGAGGAGAGGAAGAUUCGGAGGGAAUAAGGGCCGAAGCAGAGAGAAGUGUGGAUGAUUUGGUGGUUGAGGGAAUCGCAGACCUCUGCGUCUCCACGCCUGACUCCUCAUUCUUACGCUGGUUGUGGGACAGUGUGGUCGGGUGGCUUCUGUGGCUCCCGAAUAUGGUGAGGGGCAGUGCUUUACUGGGGUCGUUUGUGGGGUUGUUCGUCGGGGGGCCCUUAGGAGGGGCCAUGGGAGCGACGGUGGGCUCUGUGGCGACGGAGAUGGGUAGACGGAAAAAAAAAACCAACUGAGCACUUGAAAAUUUGGUAACAUCUUAUUGUAUUUUUCACCAUUAACAAAACAUUUAAAAAAACAGAUCAGUUAUUCUUAUACAUUCCGAUGUGAAUAUACAGUCAAACCAAAAUUUAUUUAGACACCUUGAACAUUUCAUUCAUUAUUACAGUUUAUUCACUAUAGUUUAAAAAAAAUGGUAAUAAAAUAUGACAAGAUCUCAGAGUUAAACUGUGUCAGAAAAAUUUAAUCUUAAUUAUGUCAGAUAACACUUAAGCAAAACAUUGUUUAAUAUAAUAACAUUGUUUAAUAACAUAAUAUGUCACAGUUUACUUUAUUUUGCUAUCCUCACUUACAUAAAUAAACUAUAGUGUCCUGCACCUACUAAAAAAAUAUCAAAAAUGUCUGAAUCAUUUUUGGUUUGACUGUAUAAUCAGCUAAUGAAAUGCUUUUGCAUGAUUCUAGUUGAAUACAAAUUUUUUCCAUUACAAAAAUUAUAUUAUUAACCAAAUGAUUUGAGUGAAAAGUUGAUUUGAAAAAUUAACGUGAAGUUCGGUCUUAGAUUUUGCUUUAAUGACAGAAGCACUUUACACAAGUUUGACGAUCACGCUAUCACAAGCUCUGUCACAUGGUUGCUUGUGUCAUUUCUGACCCAUAAAUAAUGCAAAAUAUUAAAUUUUUUCAUUAAUUUUACCCUUAUAUCUUUUUUAUUUUCAAAAUCCUAAAAUGUUCAGUUUAGACAGAUUUUUAGUCUAUAUAUAAAUUAUAUAAAAUAAAUUGUGUAUCUGUACGAUUUUUUAAUAAACAUCCAAUGAAUAUGUAAAUGCAUAAAUAUAUAUAUAAAAUAUAAAUGCACUACUGCUCCGGGUGUGUGUGUUCACGAUGUGUGUGUGUUCACUACUGUGUGUGUGCGCACAUGGAUGGGUGAAAUGAAGAGCACAAAUUCUGAGUAUGGGACACCAUACUUCUCCACACACUUCAAUUUUUUUCACUUUUAUAAAAUACAAUAUAUAAAUUAUACAAUAAGCAUAAAUGAAAAAAUCUAAUAAAAAUACAGCAAUAUAUGUAUACAAAGUAUUCCAGCUAUGAUCUGUUAAGCAUGUCAUAUGCAAUAAUGUUUGUUAAUGUUAUUCAUGAAAAAUAUAAAAUAAGUGUUACCAAACAUUUGAGUGCUUAAAGAGUCCAAAAGCAGGUAUUACAAAAAGUCUAUUUCUAAUGGUGAGCAAAGAGAAGGAUUUAGACGUGUCUUUGAGAUUCAUUUCUCUUAUUGUGUGCACCUUUAGUUUUUCACUAAAGCUUUUUUGAUUUAAAAGUUACAUGUCGUAUGAUGUUUUGAGUUUAAAAAGCAUCUGUUAAGGAAAUCCGUAGAGUAAUGGAGUGAAGAUUACUGUCUUAACACUGUCACCAAAAAGCUUUAUUCCACAUAUACACAAGUAAAACGCACUGUAUCACUACUAAUCCUGAAGUGCUUUCUUUGAAGUGAGGACUGAACUUUAAGCACACUAUAAAGUCCGAAUUUGUUUACAGACUGCAAACAUCUCUGGAUCUAGGUGCAUAAGUGUUUUUAUUAGAUCACUGCUGCGCUAAACAGCUGCUAUGGAACAAAUGCGUGUUACACAUUUUAAGACAUCGCAUGAUCAUAAAUUUAAUAACGCUCCUCAUAUAAGCGGUUUUCAUGUGCAAUUUUGUCACUUAAUUGGUUUGCAGUUCAAAUGUUUCUGCAGCUGUUCUGGAGUAUGAAAAUAAAGCGACAUAAUGGAAACAAUCA
Messenger RNA from Ctenopharyngodon idella (grass carp), 2958 nucleotides. RefSeq lists its product as uncharacterized. The coding region runs from base 167 to 1210 and encodes 347 amino acids. Lineage: Eukaryota; Metazoa; Chordata; Actinopteri; Cypriniformes; Xenocyprididae. The record is from RefSeq and is a predicted model, not a curated record. The transcript is spliced from 4 exons. Gene Ontology annotation, molecular function: GTP binding.